Molecule: messenger RNA, 525 nt
Organism: Strongyloides ratti
Lineage: Eukaryota; Metazoa; Nematoda; Chromadorea; Rhabditida; Strongyloididae
Product: B9 domain family-containing protein
Exons: 2
Coding region: 1-525 (174 amino acids)
Biological process (GO): cilium assembly
Cellular component (GO): MKS complex
Source: RefSeq, a predicted model, not a curated record
AUGGCUGAAGUACAUGUUAUAGGACAAAUAUUAGACGCAGAAGAAUUUUCAGACACAUCUCUCUUCUGUAAAUGGCUUAUGAAAGUAGGUGGAGGAUGGAAAGUGGUUGAGGGUGAAAUAUCAGGACAAACACAAACAGAUACUUCAUCGCUUUCUAAAACAUAUUUUUGUCAUCCAAUUGAUGUUCAUUUAUCAACCAAAACAAUUCAAAAUUGGCCUAAAAUACAUCUUGAAGUUUGGCAUUUAGAUAAUUAUGAUAGGCAGGAAAUAAGAGGUUAUGGUACAACAUUUAUCCCAUCAACACCAGGUUCACAUCUUGUAAAAUGUUUAAUAUGGAAACCACAAGGUUCAACAAAAGAUGAAAUUAUGCAAAAAUUUCUUGGUGGUGGUAUACAAUUAAAAUCUUUAUCAACACUUGAUAACCCUUUAGAUUUAAUGAAGUUACAUACUGUUUCUAUGGGUAUAGUAAAUUUAAGACUUAAUAUUAUUCUUCGACAUUUUGAUAAAUUUGGUAUAACAUGUUAA